Dipodomys spectabilis (banner-tailed kangaroo rat) is the source of this 6555-nucleotide messenger RNA. It is a transcript of the gene Dnaaf9, whose product is annotated as dynein axonemal assembly factor 9. The record is from RefSeq and is a predicted model, not a curated record. Lineage: Eukaryota; Metazoa; Chordata; Mammalia; Rodentia; Heteromyidae. Bases 376 to 3534 code for a protein of 1052 amino acids. The transcript is spliced from 37 exons.
CACCGGCUGGGGUCGCCCCGCGCGCGGCUCCCCGGCAGCUCCGGCCGCGGGUCGUCUUUCGUCAGUGGCAGUCGACUCCGCCAGGUUCAGAGCAUCCUGACCCAGAGCAGCAAGUCUCAGCCUGAUGGAAUCCUCUGCAUCCUAGGAAUUGAUAGCAGGUACAAUGAAGGCUGCCGAGAGCUGGCAAAUUAUCUUCUGUUUGGUUUAUAUAAUCAGAAUACCAGUGACUUUGAGAAAACGGGAUUUUCUGAAGAAGUUUUAGAUGAUGUGAUUAUAUUGAUUAAAUCAGAUAGUGUCCAUCUGUACUGUAACCCUGUCAACUAUCGCUAUCUGUUACCCUAUGUGGCACAUUGGAGAAAUCUGCAUUUCCACUGCAUGACUGAAAAUGAGUAUGAAGAUGAGGAAGCUGCAGAAGAAUUUAAAAUUUCCAGCUUUGUGGACAUGGUUCGAGACUGUAGUAAAAUUGGCAUUCCUUAUAGCUCCCAAGGUCACUUACAGAUAUUUGAUAUGUUUGUGGUGGAGAAAUGGCCAAUUGUACAGGCCUUUGCACUUGAGGGCAUUGGAGGGGAUGGAUUUUUUACCAUGAAAUAUGAGUUGCAAGAUGUGAGUUUGAAUCUGUGGAAUGUUUACAGCAAGAUGGAUCCUAUGUCUCUGGAAAAUUUGCUUUCAGAAGAUUUGGUGGCUUUUGAGCAUCAAUGGACUAGCUUCUUUGCUAAUUUUGACACAGAAAUUCCUUUUCUACUGGAACUUUCAGAAUCUCAAGCGGGUGAGCCAUUCAGAAGUUAUUUUAGUCAUGGAAUGAUCUCCAGCCAUAUAACUGAAAACAGCCCCAGUCGGCAGCCAUUUGUUCUCUUUGGUAAUCACUCCACACGAGAAAACCUGAAUGCUGGCAACUUCAACUUCCCUUCUGAAGGACACCUAGUACGCAGCACUGGUCCUGGUGGGAGCUUUGCCAAACACAUGGUGGCACAGUGUGUCUCACCAAAGGGACCUCUGGCAUGUUCAAGAACAUACUUUUUUGGAGCUACUCACAUUCCUUACUUGGGUGAUGAUGACAAGCUAACCAAGAAUGACAAGCUUCUCAGGAAAACUGAACAAAUUAGGCUCUUGUCCCAGAUAUAUGCUGCUGUUAUUGAGGCUGUUUUGGCUGGCAUUGCAUGUUACACUAAAACUUCCAGCCUAACAAAGGCCAAGGAAGAAGCAGAGCAGAUUCUGGGAUCUGGGUUAGAUUCCUUUGAGUUGAUUCAGUUUAAGGCAGCCCUCCGCUCCAAGACAGCUUUUCAUAUACAUGCUGUGAAUAACCAGGGAAGAAUUGUGCCUCUGGACAAUGAAGAUAGCUUAUUCUUUGUGAAAACGGCUUGUAUGACUGUCUAUGACAUUCCUGAUUUGCUGAGAGGAAGAGGGUGCUUAGGAUCUGUGGUCUUCUCAGAAUCAUUUUUGACAUCUCAGAUCUUGGUUAAAGAAAAGGAUGGCACUGUUGCCACAGAGACCAGCUACAUAGUCUUGACAGCCGCCAUACCCCGAUUCUGCUCCUGGCUGGUAGAAGAUGAUGAUGUAAAAUUGUCUGAGAAAACCCAACAAGCAAUGAGGGGUGAUGAGUGUUUCCUGGGAAGUUUUCUAACAGAAGGAGAGGGAGUAUAUCUUUAUUCUAGUAGUCUGCAGUCCUGGCCUGAGGAAGGGAAUAUACAUUUCUACUCUAAUGGUCUUCUGUUUUCUCACCGUCAUCAUGGAAAUAUCAUCAUUUCCAAGGAUCACAUGAAUUCCAUUUCCUUCUAUGAUGGGGAUUCCAUCAGUGUAGUGGCAGCCCUUUUCAUAGACUUCAAGAGCUCAUUACUUCUUCAUCUCCCAGUUCAGUUCCAUGGACCAAGCAGUUUUCUGAUGAUUGCCCUUUUCCCAAAAUCAAAAAUAUAUCAAGCAUUUUACUCAGAGGUCUUCUCCCCCUGGCAACAGCAGGAUAACUCAGGGCUUUCUUUAAAAGUGAUCCAGGAAGAUGGAUUAUCUGUGGAACAAAAGAGAUUGCACUCCAGUGCACAGAAGCUCUUCAUUGCGCUGAACCAUCCUGCUGGAGAGAAGUGGAGUUCUCAAAAGUUGCUCCCAGCAAAACUCCCAGAGCUGGACUGCUUUCUCCAGCAUUUUGCUGUCAGCAGCAUUAGUUGGGAACCUGUGAUGCGGACCCAUCUUCCAGUCCUGCUGCAGCAAGCUGAAGUCAGCCCUACUCACAGAGUAGAAAAUGACAAGGUAAUUAUCAGCAUUGUAACGGGUCUCCCAGGCUGUCAUGCUAGUGAACUCUGUGCUUUUCUGGUCACUCUGCAUAAGGAAUAUGGCAGGUGGAUGGUAUACCGCCAAAUUAUGGACAGCUCAGAAUGUUUCCAUGCUGCACACUUCCAGAAAUACCUUUCUAGUGCCCUGGAAGCCCAGCAGAACCGCUCUGCCCGCCAGUCAGCCUACAUUCAAAAGAAGACCAGGUUAUUGGUAGUCUUACAAGGCUACACAGAUGUUAUUGAUGUUGUCCAGGCUGUGCAGACACAUCCAGACCCAAAUGUCAAGUCUCUCUUCACUAUUGGUGCCAUCACGGUGUGUGUGGAGCCCCUGAGCUGCUACAUGGAACACAGAUUUCUCUUCCCUAAAUUUCUUGAUCAGUGCUCACAAGGUCUGGUUAACAAUGUGGUGUUCACCAGUCACACUAUGGAGCAAAGGCACCCUCUCCUUGUGCAGCUGCAGAGCCUUAUCAGGGCUGCCAACCCUACCGCAGCCUUCAUUCUUGCAGAAAAUGGGAUUGUUACCAGGAAUGAAGACAUUGAGCUGAUUCUCUCAGAAAAUAGUUUUUCAAGUCCUCAGAUGCUACGAUCUCGAUACUUAAUGUACCCUGGCUGGUAUGAAGGAAAAUUUGAUUCUGGAUCCGUCUUUCCACUAAUGGUUCAGAUCUGUGUAUGGUUUGGUCGACCCCUGGAGAAGACUCGCUUCGUAGCUAAGUGUAAAGCAAUUCAGUCCUCUAUCAAGCCAAGUCCCUUCUCUGGAAACAUCUACCACAUCCUUGGCAAAGUGAAGUUUUCAGACUCAGAAAGGACCAUGGAGGUCUGUUACAACACUCUAGCCAACUCCCUAAGUAUUGUGCCAGUUUUGGAGGGACCCACACCACCUCCUGACUCGAAAAACACAACUCAGGACAAAAGCGGGCAACAGGAGUGCUACCUUGUGUUCAUCGGCUGCUCCCUGAAAGAGGACAGCCUCAAGGACUGGCUUCGGCAGUCAGCUAAGCAGAAACCUCAGAGGAAAGCUCUGAAGACUCGGGGAAUGCUGACCCAGCAGGAAAUCAGGAACAUCCACGUGAAACGCCAUCUGGACCCCCUACCUGCAGGCUACUUCUACAAUGGCACCCAGUUUGUCAACUUCUUUGGUGACAAGACUGACUUUCACCCACUCAUGGACCAGUUCAUGAAUGACUACGUGGAAGAAGCCAACCGGGAAAUUGAGAAGUAUAACCGUGAACUAGAACAACAGGAAUACCAUGACCUCUUCGAACAGAAGCCCUAGAAGCUGGGCCUGAUGUCCACCCACAAUGGGUGAAUGAAUGGGGUGUCAAGCCCCAGCUCUCCCAGAGGCCUCUGGAGGGUCUUUCUCUGUCCUCGUUGGCCUGUGUGUGCUGGCUUGAGUACAUGUUGUCUUUGUUCUCUCCACAGCGCUGAACUCCAUCACCUGCACCAUUGCUGGGGGGUGGGGGUGGGAUCUUCAAAGAUGAGCAGUCAGGGCUGCCAGUAUGCCUCUGAUCUCUGAUAACAGUAUUUCCCUUGGUCUGUUGAGGCACCAUGGGAGAGUGUGGGCUAACCAUUUAGUUUGCACAGAGGAACUACUGGGACCUACCUACCCUGAGACCUAGGUAUCCAGAUACCCUGGCUAUCCAAAUGGUUACUAUGCCUAGUAGCCAGACACCAUCCCAAGAUGGCCCUCCUCCCUGAUGGUGCAUGUUGUCCCUGCAUCCUUCCAUUGAAGGAGCUGGCCUCUGCUGGCCCUGGGACCUGUCCAGCAGGUUUGCACAAGCCCUGCCCAAGCCCAACCUAUGGAGCCAGGAGCUCAGGUUGAGAAUCAUAGUACACUCUGAAUGAGAAGGAUUCCCUGAUAAGCAAGGUUGAAAGAAAGGAAUGAUGCUUUCCAGAAGUGUGUAGCUCUUGAGGUAAUGUUAACGACACUCCAUGGUUGGUUCUUGAGCUCUCUGAUAGCAUGGUUUGAUGUCCCAAGUUCAAAGACAAGAGCAAGCCCGCUGUCCAGGCUCCCAACAGUGCUUCCCCUUGCUGGCAAAAGGAGUGUCCUGUAUCCUGCCUGGGACCUGAUCACUCUUAAGGUGUCCAACUCCAACACCCAGUCUUCCUCCCAUCCAUACUAAGGAAGGACAGCUUUCAGCCAUUCACUUCAGGAAACGCAUGCCCCUAAACCUUGCUCUUGGCCCUGGAUUUCUUUGGCUCCUGUGUAUUGGGAGUUUCAGAGCUUCCAUACCCAAUCAGAAUUCCUUCCAGUGGUUUUGUUUCUAACUGGACCAUAAAACAGAGGGGAAAUAAAAAUUGUGUCCAGCUCAGCCUUUGAAAUUAAGUGUGCAGUGGUAGGGGAUCAGGCACUGAUAUUAGGUGAUAUCUCCUAGGACUUCAGCGCCUCAGUUGCUUGGAUUGUAAAUGUUUCCUGAACUUCACAUACUUCUUGCAUGCCUUAGGAAGAAGCACAUAGUUGAAACCAGCAUAGUUUUUUGGUAAUGUAGAGGGGUUUUGAAAAAGACCCCUGGUGCAGAGGAGAGCCAGGAUGGAGCACACAUGUCCAUAUGCCUGGUCACAGGGAGCCCUGCAUGCAAGUAGCAGAGCAAGGCUUUGUCAGUAAAAUAUGCUUGUAUUAGAAAAGAAAACAAUUUAUACUUGAAGCCAAAUGAACAAAGCUGCAAAUACCAUUAUAUCAGAAAUCUUGCAUUGAGAAAGCCUCCUGAAACUCAGGCCCAUGUGCUCUAGUCUUAGCUCCAAAAGUCUAGGAGCCUCUGACUUCUGGCUGGCCAGAGGCCAGGGUCCACAAAGACCUUGCCUCUGCUUCAGAAUCAGUAACAUAGAUCUUAAGUGCAAUUGAUUAAUAAGCAAUGAGUUACUGUAGCUUCCUUUAGCUCUACUGAGCUCUUUUUAAAAACUCGGAACAUGAGCAGCCUUAGAAAAGGGAAAAGGGGGUGGGGGUGGGGGUCGACAGGGGAAUCACAGGCCAUUUAAUUCUUUGACUGUGAAGUUGUUGAUGGAUGCUCUGGAUGUCAGAGCUCAAGCCAUUUCCUUGCUGCCCUGGCCUGGCAGUCUGGCUGCUGCACAAGAGUUUUUAAAGAGGGUUCAGAGUCCGCGGGACAGCGGGCCUUCCGGCCAUGUGGGGCUGUACUACAUGUCACACUUGGUUUCUGACCAUUGUCCCUAGAAAUGCUCUCUCACCAAUCUGCCCCUCAGUCCCCAUUCCUCUCCAGGUAGAGGGGAAAUGAUUACCUCAACUUGAAUAUGAAACUGUGAUUGAAAAAAAAGGGCAAAAUGUUAACAAGUAUCAAAGCCAAAAAGGCAAAAUGGGCUGAGGCCUCUACAGACGCUCCCCAGCCUGCUCGGGAGUGUGGAGGGGCACCCUGGUGAAAGGGCAUUCCUGGGCACCCUGCUGUGCUCCUGGUGAAGGGCACAGCACAGCACACUGUGAGCUCUUGGUGGAUCAUCAUGAACACUGUUCCCGAGAACCUGUUCUGAUCAUGGAGUUUUAAGACCCACUCUAUCCCUUUGGGUCAGGGAGUGAGGUCUUAGGCUAUCUCCAGAGGAAAAGCCGUGACACUGUGUUUUAGCUUCUGACCUCGGCAGUGGACACCAGGGACAGGCAGGGUCCUCCAGGGGCUGACGUGCUGCUGCCAGCUUCGUGUUAGCAGCUUCAGUUUCAUGUCACCAGAGUGAAUGUGAUAAUGGUGAACUCGCUGAAGUUAGGUGUUUUUUGUUUUAAUAUGGGGUUUUUUUUUUUUUGUUUUUUUUUUUUUUUUGAUUGGAAGGGAGGCCGUAGAAAUUGGAGAAAUUGGAGAUCACCCUAGCAAAGGGUCACUAGUGAGAAGUUGAAUUGGCCCCACAAGCCCUGGGGCCCUGAACAAAGGCCUGUACGCUGGCCUAAGCUGAGAUAAAUCACUCCUAAAUUGUUGGGAUUUUGGAGAAUUUUUGCACAGUAAUAAGCUCUGGGUUGCUCUUUGGGCUUCUCAAAAGGGAAAAGUUCAAUUCAAAGAUUGUAAGCUACUAAGUAUUCCAGCCAUGUGGCUGAGUAGUUGGAUAGUGUACCUCAAAAAGUAGGUGAGAAAUGGCUUCCUUGUUGCUCCAGGGGGUCAAAUACUAAUGAUAUGAGCUCACUUACCUGCCAAAAUUCACUUUUAUACUAGUUUUUCAGUGCUUUAAUAUUUGUAACUUAAAUUUUAAAACUCAUAUUUACAAACACUACUGUAACUUCAGUGAAACUGAAUUGUGUGAAUGAAGCUUUUUGCUUAUUAUAGUAUUUAUUACACUACUUAAUUCAGUGAAUAUAUAAAAGUAG